Molecule: messenger RNA, 435 nt
Organism: Fusarium sp. VM40
Lineage: Eukaryota; Fungi; Ascomycota; Sordariomycetes; Hypocreales; Nectriaceae
Source: the annotation of a GenBank genome assembly
AUGAACAGAAACACUCUUGCAGACAAGCUUGGCCACAGCCUCACUCGCGGCAUCUUUUUCACAACUCGAAAAUGGAAGACCAUCAUGCUAAGCUACAUCUUCAUCGCCACCGUCGGCAGUACACUUCUCUACCUACACAAUCCCAACGAACAGGAACCCUCUCAUCUCACGACCCGAAGUUGGGGUGGGUUCGACGAACGCCCACUUACAAACAAGUGCUACCGUCAGGAACGUGUCGCGAUGCUUCUGUCACUCUUCUUUGGAGGAGUCGGCGCUGAUCAAUACUACGCUCGACACUGGCCGCUUGCUGUGUUCAAGAUGUUGACUCUAGGAGGGUUUGGGCUCUGGGCGCUUAUUGAUAUGGUCUUGUGGAUUGUUGGGGGUGUAUAUGGGACGCCUGGAUGUCCUGGUGGAGGUUCGAAUGGGUUAUCUUAG